This is a messenger RNA of Kuraishia capsulata CBS 1993, 255 nucleotides long. RefSeq lists its product as uncharacterized. Lineage: Eukaryota; Fungi; Ascomycota; Pichiomycetes; Pichiales; Pichiaceae. The transcript has a single exon. Bases 1 to 255 code for a protein of 84 amino acids. The record is from RefSeq and is a predicted model, not a curated record.
AUGUUCCAAAUAUUAUUUCACCAUCACCAUCACCAUCACCAUCACCAUCGCCAUCGCUAUCACCUGUUUUUCCCCGAAGAAAAUCCUGUACCUCGUUCGAGCGCGCGCAUGGCCUCGUCGCAGAUAGCUCCCUCGACUUUGGUCCGGCCAAGCAUUGUACCAUUCUUGCUAUCUCUGCUGUUAUUUGUCAUUCGGGGCCUAGCCUCCCUUUUUUAUUGCUAUCUAAGCCUAGUUGAUUUUGUUCUGAACCUGUAG